Molecule: messenger RNA, 1461 nt
Organism: Manis pentadactyla (Chinese pangolin)
Lineage: Eukaryota; Metazoa; Chordata; Mammalia; Pholidota; Manidae
Gene: PGBDF
Product: chromosome 4 C17orf50 homolog
Exons: 4
Coding region: 1-858 (285 amino acids)
Source: RefSeq, a predicted model, not a curated record
AUGAGCUAUCAUAUCCUCCAGGUGUGCAAAGCUGUUUGCUACUUCCUGUUGAUUGCUUCUCUCGCGAGAAGCCCUGGGCUGGGCGCUUUACACAGAUGUGGUCUGGAAGUACAGAAACAUGGGAAAUCGGGGGCAGCCAGACAGGCCCUCCCGCGCGCAGAAAUUUUGUACACUCUAACCACUCUUGGACUCUUGCUGGCCCGGUGUAAUUCGUAUGCACCGUCCUUCCAGCACCUGCUUUUUGGGGAGUCGGGUUGUAGGCACAGUCAGGGUACCCGGGCUCUUCACUGCGGACAGUGGGCCUGCACUGAUCCCCUCCGGUCUCCCACCCCCGCAGGCGUGAAGACCCCCUUGUGGAAGAAGGAACUGGAGGAGCCCGGGGCCGGGGAGGUGGAGGCAGAGGAGGUGGAGGAAGGGACGGAGGAGGAACACGAGAGGCCGCAGGAGGAGAGCACCGCAGGGCGCGAGGCGGAGCGGGAGUCGGAGCGCGAGUCGGGACGCGAGGCGGCGCGCGGCGCGCGGGGCUCGGUGUCUCACGGCCCGCUGCGCCAAGAGUCCAGCACCCAGCAGGUGGCGCUGCUGCGGCGCGCGGACAGCGGCUUCUGGGCCUGGUUCAGUCCCCUCGUGCUGCUCGGCGGCCUGGCGGCUCUCGCUGACAGGAGGCGGAGCCUCCCGGAGGAGACUUGCGUGUUGGAGACGCGGCGCCGGCCGCAGCGCGGCAGGGGCUGUGCGCGCUGCGAGAUCCUUUUCUGCAAGAAAUGCAGGAACCUGCACAGCCACCGGGCCUACGUGACGCACUGCAUUCUGGAGCACCCAGAUCUGGAUCCUUCUGGCCAGGUGGGCAGAAACAACGCCUAGAGAAAAGAAUCCCAGGGGACUCUUCCUGAGAAAACUGCCCCUUCUCCUCAAAUCAUUCAAUAAAGCCUCUGAUCCAAGUGUCAGUGCCUUGAAGUUGGGGCUGCUCCGCAGAAGGGGGGAAGAUCGACCCUCCCACACCUUCCCCUUCUCCAGAGUUCAAGCCAGAGGGAAAAGGACAGGCCGAGAGGCUCCUUGUUCCACCUCCCCCAGGUUAGGACGGAGCAAAGCACUUGCAUCCAGGGGUAGUGAACAGCCAUUCUCCCCACUGCUCAGAGAACGUGAAGACCCAGGGCCAGGAAUGCCCCGGGGGAGCCCAGCACUGACCCUUGCCAGACCACUCUCCCCUCCGCCUCAAAGCUGGGUGGAGCUGAGGUCAGUGUGUGCACUAAUGAGGCACUGGCAGGGGUGGAGUGGGGAGGUCAAGAGAACCAGAUGCUAAAAUGCUGAGACUGGCCAGAGGCAGGAGCCUGGGAGACUAAGGAGCUGGUUCCUUCUCCAGGAAUCCCAGCUAUUCUUGGCCAGCCAGCAGAAGCUUCUGGAAUGCUGUGUGUGUGGCCUAGAGAAUGGGGCCAUUGUGAGCACCAGGCUACCCCCAGCCUGUGG